Molecule: messenger RNA, 506 nt
Organism: Anoplophora glabripennis (Asian longhorned beetle)
Lineage: Eukaryota; Metazoa; Arthropoda; Insecta; Coleoptera; Cerambycidae
Product: carbonic anhydrase 6-like
Exons: 3
Coding region: 9-506 (165 amino acids)
Cellular component (GO): cytoplasm
Molecular function (GO): zinc ion binding; carbonate dehydratase activity
Source: RefSeq, a predicted model, not a curated record
AACUACAUAUGGUAUUUUAUAGCGAAAAAUAUAACAAUUUUAAUGAUGCCGCAAAUCAAGCUGAUGGUUUAACUGUGUUAUCAUUUUUAUACCAGGCAACCAAUGAAGAAAAUGGAAACUACAAACAAUUUGAAAAUAAUUUACCCAAGGUACACAAUCUGUCAUCGUAUACCGCAAUAAAAAAUUUUGUGUCUUUAACUGAAUUUACUAUAAAUAACAAAAAUGUGUAUUUUACUUACAAAGGAUCUUUAACAACUCCUCCAUGCUCCGAGGUGGUAACAUGGAUAGAAUUUAAAAACACCAUUCCUUUGUCUCAUGAGCAGAUACAAGCAUUCAGAUUGUUAGCUGGACAAGGUGGUCAACUUACACAUAAUUUUCGACCAGUUCAACUCCUAUAUGAUAGAGUUAUUUAUAUGAAUUCCCCUUCACACAUUUUUAGAAUAGACAACACAUUUAUGAUUAUAAAUGCAUUGGUAUCCUUAAUAUAUUGUAAUAUAACAAAAUAA